This is a messenger RNA of Andrographis paniculata, 2403 nucleotides long. RefSeq names its product mediator of RNA polymerase II transcription subunit 25-like. Gene Ontology annotation, biological process: positive regulation of transcription by RNA polymerase II. The coding region runs from base 61 to 2400 and encodes 779 amino acids. Gene Ontology annotation, cellular component: mediator complex; transcription regulator complex. Lineage: Eukaryota; Viridiplantae; Streptophyta; Magnoliopsida; Lamiales; Acanthaceae. The transcript has 16 exons. The record is from RefSeq and is a predicted model, not a curated record.
AAGACGUCGUCCUUGAAACCUCGGAGAUUCGAUAGAUAGAGAAAGAGUUGGUAUCAGCGCAUGGUGUCGAAGCAGUUGAUCGUCGCCGUCGAAGGCACGGCCGCCAUUGGACCGUACUGGAAAACUAUCGUCGCAGAUUAUCUCGACAAGAUCGUAAGAUGCUUUUAUGGAAAUGAAUCAACUGGUCAGAACUCUCCUACAACAAAUGUUGAGCUUUCUCUGGUCAUGUUCAAUGGGCAUGGCUCCUACAGUGCAUGCCUUGUGCGACGAAGUGGUUGGACUAGGGACAUGGAUGUAUUCUUACAGUGGCUUUCAGCUAUACCAUUUUCUGGCGGUGGCUUCAAUGAUGCUGCAAUUGCCGAAGGGCUAGCGGAAGCUUUGAUGAUGUUCACUUCUCCUAGUGGAAAUCAAAAUCAAAAUUCCGAGGCACAAAGGCAUUGCAUUCUUAUUGCAGGGAGCAACCCUUUCCCAUUGCCAACACCUGUAUUUCGACCACAACCCCAAAAUAUGGUAGAUGGAAACAGCACUGAGAUGCAACCUGAAAAUCAUCUUUGUGAUGCAGAGACAUUAGCAAAGUCUUUUCCUCAGAGUGCUAUUUCUCUUUCUGUUAUUUGUCCAAGACAGCUUCCUAAGCUAAGAGGAAUCUAUAAUGCGGGAAAUAGCAAUCCAAGAGCUGAAGAUCAUCCUGUAGACACUGUUAAGAAUCCUCACUUCCUUAUCCUAAUAUCAGAAAAUUUUCUGGAAGCCCGUUCUUGUGUAAGUAGAUCGCCGGUGACAAAUUUGCCAUCAAACCAAAAUCCAGUCAAGGCAGAUGUGACUCCUCCUUCAGUUUCUGUGCCGCCUCAAGUUCCACCAGCAAAUGGAUCUGGAAUGGUACGGUCACCAAUAUCAGUUGGAAACAUACCUCCUGCAACUGUAAAAGUAGAACCUAUCUCCUCUGCGACUUCAAAUAUCUCUUCUGUUCCUCAAGCAGCAGUUGCAAGCUCGAAAACUUCUUCCCCUGUGUCCACAUCACAGGACAUGAUCACGACUCUGAGUAAAGAAAAUCUACCGGAUGUGAAGCCUCUGGCCAAUAAUGUAACACCCUCCUUGCGACCAGUUAGCCCAGCAGCUAAUGUGAGAAUUUUGAACGACGUUGCUCAAGCUCGUCAAGUCCUAGCUGGAGGAACUUCCAUUGGAGUUCCUUCCAUGGGGACACCUGUACUUUCAAAUAUGAUAUCCAGUGGAAUGCAAUCUUCUGUUCCCCCUACUCAAACUGUAACCUCGUCAGGGCAAUCAGGUCCCAUGGGAAUAUCAGGACCUUUGUCAGUAUCACAAAACUCAACUCCUACAUCACAAACUUUAAGUGGUAUCCAGACUGUUAGCCUGCCUCAAACACCACCAGGCAUGAGCCAGCUUCCAGCCACACAAAUGUUGCAGGGAACAAGUCCGAACAUGAGGAGUGUCAGUGCUCCUGCCAGUAUGCCCUCUGGAAGUGGCUCAAUGACGUCUACUCCGCGAGUAUCUCAGCAAGGACAACAAGGGGUGCAACCUGCUGUUCUAAGCAACAGUAAUUCUGCUACAAAUAUUCCCUUGAAUCAGCAACAAACAAGUUCAGCAAGGCAAACUCCGCAAUCAAAAUAUAUCAAAGUGUGGGAGGGCAACUUAUCUGGACAGAGACAGGGCAAGCCUGUUUUCAUUACCAAAAUGGAGGGAUACAAGAGUUCAUCAUCGCAGGGCGCGAUUGCGACACAUUGGCCCUCAACAAUGCAGAUAGUUCGCCUGGUAUCUCAGGAUGUCAUGAAUAACAAGCAAUAUAUUGGCAAAGCUGAUUUCCUAGUCUUUCGAGCAAUGAAUCAGCACGGUUUUCUUGCACAGCUUCAAGACAGGAAGCUUUGUGCUGUAGUACACUUGCCGAACCAGACAUUGCUCCUCUCGGUUUCGGAUAAGGCUCACCGUUUGAUUGGAAUGCUCUUCCCUGGGAACAUGGUUGUUUUUAAGUCUCCCCCUCAACUACAAGGUCAGAUGCAAAUCCAGCAACAGCAACAAUCACUACAGCAAAUGCAGCAACAACGCCCCAUUGCGCAGCAGAUGAAUCAAGGUGGUUCCGGGCGAUCUCAGCUGCUGCAGCCGCCAGGACAAACGUCGUCUCAGGGAUCAACAAGCAUGCCUGGUGGCUCCUUUAUAGAUAGAAUCAUCAUCAUCAACCAUUUAAUCAGUCAGUCUGUCCUUCCUCUGUUGGCUCGAAUCCCACCGACUCAGCAAUGUAACUGCCCCUUCAAUUUUCUGCAAAAUAUUAUGAUUGCAUUACGUACAGAAGCAGAACCAUCAGCUGCUGCUGGUGGUGGGAUCGAUCUUCAGCUAUAUUUAAUGGCAUCUGCGACACAGCGCCAUUUCUCCACUUUCCUACUUCCCCACUAAAAC